AUGGAAGGAAGCAGAUCCUGCGAGGUUCCCCUGGGGACGGCUGAUCCAGAGAGCGACGCUGGUCAAGUUAAGAGCACACCUGCUUCCCCCUCCAAAGAGGUUCACGAGGGUGUUAAGGGGGUCAUCUUGUCUUCCUCGUCGAUUUUAGACUUGAGUCAAAGUGGUCUUCACCGUUUAGGAGAGAUCUUUAAAAUUCCCAACCUUAAACGAUUGCAUCUUCAAAGAAAUGCCCUCUGUGAGAUUCCUAAAGAUUUCUUCCAGUUACUGCCAAACCUCACUUGGCUGGACCUCCGCUAUAACAGAAUUAGAGCUCUUCCUUCUGGGAUUGGGUCUCACAAGCAUUUGAAAACUUUGCUUUUAGAAAGAAAUCCUAUCAAAAUGUUACCUGUGGAGCUGGGGAAUGUGACCUCACUGAAAGCGCUGAACCUGGGACACUGCCCUCUGGAGCUCCCUGCUCCGCUCAUGGUGCAGAAGGGACUGGGCUCUCUCCUGGCCUUCCUGCAGAUCUAAGCUGCUCAGCACUCUGCCCCCCCCAAGAUUUAACUUCUCGAGGUUUUGAUUUCACCAGUUACAAUGAUGAAUCUAAGUGAGCUGCCACAGCCCUUGUAUUUAUCUGAGGAAGAAACUGUGCCUGAUGAAGAUGCCAUUAACUCCCAGGAUCAAAAGGUGUUAAAAGAAAAGGCAGUCUUUUUCCAGCCUGUUGAGAAGCUAGACCUGAGUGAACUGAGAAAGUCCACGGAUUCCUCAGAAGACUGGCCGGCUGAGGAAGAAAUCAAGCGCUUCUGGAAGCUGAGGCAGGAGAUCAUUGAGCAUGAACACGCAGAAGUGCUUGAAAACUAGCUCUUAGUGAUGGAAUUGCCUCCAAAUCUCAGGGCAGCGUUAAACAUGAAGGAGAAAGAACAUUCCAGCCCAAGACAUGUGCUCAGUAGGAAGAUGCCCUCCAUCAGGAGCGUCCUGCCUGCCCUGGUACCAUCACAGCUCGCGGGGCUCCCCACCAGGAGGACCCAGGAGAGCAGGGCUGUGGCCAUCUGGGAGCACUGGGAGAAGCAGGUGGUGAUGGAGCAGCGGAGACGAGAUGAACGAGCGCUGCGGGAGAGGGAGCGAAUCCGGACCAGGAGCAUGGCGGAGGAGGCGCCAAGCAAGCCCCUCCCUCCGUGGUGGAGUCUGGUGGCCUCAAAGAUUCCCUUUGCCACGGAUUUGAUAGAUAAUGAGAAAAUGCCAGUGAAUCCGUCUGGAAAAAUGAGGCCAAGCAAAGAGAAGUCGUCAGAAGCAAGUAAAGACAAGAGGUUGGUCCCUGGGAUCCAAGGCUCCAGUCGGAGAGAUGAGGCGCAGGAGGCUGGGUCGGGCCCUGUGACGCACCCGCCCGGCUCCCCGCCGCCUCCCCUGGCCCGGGCGCUCUCCGCCACCGCCCCGGCGCCGGCUGCCGUCAACGGCGCGAGAACACAGGCGCGAAAAUCUCAGGGUUAUGGGAAGAGCCUGCGUGUGGAGCGGAGAGGGGAUCGGGGCGAAGAGAUUUCUUUUACUGAUGAUAUAAAGAACAGCCAGCUUCUCGAUUUCUCCCGGUCGUUUCCCCACCACCCCCGUCGCCAGCCUUCCGCGGCGGAGACAGUUGAGUCUUCCCGCCAGACGCCGGAGGCCGGCGCGCCGCCUUCCGCGCGCCCGCCACACGUCCGGAGUAAACGGGCGAAUCCUGGGCCGCAGAGGGCGGGGCUCCUCGGUGCGGGCCUCCCGGGGCCAGGCGGCGCGCGCACUGAUUCGGGGGCCGCGGCGCUGCUCGGCGACGCUUAUCAGCGCCGCGCUGCCAGCAGCAUUUCAAUUAACAUUCCGGCGCCCGCCGCCGGCGCGCCCCCUUCGCCCAGCACAACCACCCCCCACCCCCGGCGCCCCUGCCGCCGGCCCGCAGACUGA
Molecule: messenger RNA, 1908 nt
Organism: Odobenus rosmarus divergens (Pacific walrus)
Lineage: Eukaryota; Metazoa; Chordata; Mammalia; Carnivora; Odobenidae
Gene: LRRC27
Product: leucine rich repeat containing 27
Molecular function (GO): protein binding
Source: RefSeq, a predicted model, not a curated record